This is a messenger RNA of Eremothecium cymbalariae DBVPG#7215, 2052 nucleotides long. Its product is annotated as ChAPs family protein. Gene Ontology annotation, molecular function: protein binding. Gene Ontology annotation, biological process: Golgi to plasma membrane transport. Lineage: Eukaryota; Fungi; Ascomycota; Saccharomycetes; Saccharomycetales; Saccharomycetaceae. Gene Ontology annotation, cellular component: exomer complex. Bases 1 to 2052 code for a protein of 683 amino acids. The record is from RefSeq and is a predicted model, not a curated record. The transcript has 2 exons.
AUGUUUUCACAGGGUUCAAUUCCAGAGGUGAAAGAAGAUACACCUGGAUUUGCAUUGGAGCAACGCAAGGCUAAACUGGCUCAAUUUCAGGAUUUGGGUCCACCGGAUUUGAUAUCUAUAUCUAAGUAUAUUUCAUCUAGUGGCAAGAAUAGUUCGCAUAAAAGGGCCACGUCUGUAAGCCAGGACAUUUCGUCACAGGAGCCAGCCGAGAAGUUAAAAGGUGUGAUUGGGACGUAUCUAUACUGUACUGGAGCUGAUACGUCGGAUCCAACUUCGAUUGCGGUGUUUUUGAAGAGCAUUGCAGACUGUAUUUCUGAGGAGCCUCAGAUCUGGUUUGGUAAACAGAAGCCGUUCAAGGUGUCCAAGAUCUCGUAUUGUACUUGGAAUAUAUUUCGGCAAUGCGACGUUAAUGUUACUGUUCACAUACCAGGUACGGUGCAGUCCUUUGUAGUGGAUGUUCGAGGUGAGCUUCUCCAGUUGGAUGAAUCGGAGCAUGAUUUGUUGUGGGCUGAAACGUUUAUUAGUGGCGUGGCGAGGACUCUGAUGAUGAUGCUGGACAACUUUGAAGACGGUGAGGUUAACUCCGUUGUAGAGACAAGAAUUUUGAACCCGUUUACCUCGAGUGAGAUUGGAGAUAUUGCAACUUCCUUUAUUACAUUGUUUCCUUUAGUUUAUCACCAAGGCCCGCGAUUGGGUGCCCCCCCCCAUAUUGGAUGCAUAUCACAUACCAAUAAUUACCUUGUCGAAACUUUGCUGCAAUUAGCAAGGUUGACGAAUAACUUUGAACCCUGUAGACACAUGCUGGAAAAGCUCAGACCAUCUAAUCCAGAAGUUGUUGUCGUUUUAUCCCGUUUGUUGAUUCAGGCUGAUCGUGAGGUGGAUGCGAUUAAGAUGAUUCACAAAGAAUUGUCUUCUGAUGAAACAACAGAAUAUAACUCCGAAUUGCUCUGUAUUGAGACAGAAUUUCUGUUGGAUCGUAAAAAUGAUUUGGAACUGGCUCGGGAUACCUCUCAGGCCGCGGUGAAUUCUGCCCCGAGUGAGUUUUGGCCAUGGUACUUGCUGGUUAAGAGCUUCACAGCAUUGGGUGAUAUAGAAAAUGCACUACUAACAUUAAAUACUUGCCCAAUGUCUCCAUUGAAGGAGAAGUAUGUGUUCAAACGUAUAAUAACUGUCACUCAGGAGUCUGGGAAUUUGCAUCUUCCAUUGCCCGUAGACGUUAUUUUAGAGGAAGUUACUGGAUUGAAUUCUCAGGAUGUUAUAGCUGAACACAAAUCUGUGGACCCAGCAUUAACAAAUUUACCUGCUGCUAACUUGAAGAGCAACUUCCAGUUAGCUUAUUCCCUACUUGCAGAGAUUGCAAAAAAGACUGGUUGGGAACCACUUUUGAAAUAUCGUGCAAAAUUGUUCGUUAUGGAGGAAGAGUAUCAAAGCGCUAGCACUCCUAGUAUUGACUCAGAAACCCCUCAAGGGUUGCGUUCUAAAAGAUUAUGUGAAAGAUGGUUGGAUAACUUGUUCAUGCUGAUAUAUGACGAUUUGAAAAUAUAUACGAUCUGGCAAGCAGAACAAUUACAUUUCGAAGCUCAAAAUACACAGUAUAUCAAAACAACUUUUGAGUGGGAGUUACUAGGGCUCUGUGCCAAUAGACUACAUCAUUACCAUGAAGCAGCAAAGGCUUUCCAGAAUGGCUUACGCCAAAGAUUCUCAGCGCAAUCAUGUAGAAAGCUAUUGCAAUACUAUUUGAAAGAACGUGAGUUUGUUAUUCACAGGGGCGGCGCUUCUGGCAUGAUCUCUUCGCAGAUCGUUAAUACCAUUAGUACGCAGGAUAAUAGGAUCAUUGAUUUAUGCGUUAGAUUAUGUUGCUGGAAUCACCGUUGGUACAGUGAAUUUUCUCUAAUGUUACUAGACGCCAUAGCUGUUGUCCUCCAGGAUAUGGAUCAAACAAAAAUGCAGAAUGAAGUGGCUUCUAGGUUCCCAGAAAGUGUUGUGAAUUUAUUCCAAAAGAAUGUUCUGGACUUUUUUGCUGAAUAUACUAGAGGUGAAUAUGAUCAAUGA